Molecule: messenger RNA, 1290 nt
Organism: Caenorhabditis briggsae
Lineage: Eukaryota; Metazoa; Nematoda; Chromadorea; Rhabditida; Rhabditidae
Gene: Cbr-lact-3
Product: Protein CBR-LACT-3
Exons: 9
Coding region: 1-1290 (429 amino acids)
Source: RefSeq, a predicted model, not a curated record
AUGUACUCGUCGUCGUCUCUCUUCCGACUGAUCCUGGGCACCGUACUGUUAUCUGUUGCAUAUCGCUUUUUCUGUGAUCGCCUAUAUUCAAAUCACAAGCCAGAAAUAAAUGGGUUUGUGGACGAAAGAUUCACAAAAGUCCGAGAAGUUUUCAUGAAAAACUUCGAAAAAGGUUGGGAAAGCGAAGGAUCCGCAUUUGCCGUGUUCGUUGAUGGAAAGAAAGUUGUGGAUUUGUGGGGAGGAUAUGCAGAUAAACAAGCCGCCAGAAAAUGGGCCGAGGACACAAUAACUGUGACGUUCUCAACAACAAAAGCAGCAGCAGCUCUGGCAGUAGCGUUGCUUUAUGAGCAAGGAAAACUGAGUUACGAUGACCCUGUAUCCAAGUAUUGGCCUGGUUUUGGAACUCACGGAAGAGACAAUGUCACUAUUCAAAUGGCAUUAUCACAUAUGUCUGGAAUGGCAUGGUUUGAUACACCAAUCACUGAGGAGAUCGCAGCAGAUCAUGAGCAAAUGCGACAGAUUAUAGAGAAAGAAGAGCCGAAGUGGGCUCCAGGAACAAAGACAGGAUACCAUGCAUACACCUACGGAUGGCUGGUUGAUCAAAUCGUCAGACACACAGACGACAGAAAAAGAGGAAUCGGGCAGUAUUUCAGAGAAGAAAUCGCAUCGAAACUAGACGUUGACUAUCACAUCGGUCUUCCUCUUUCCGAACAGCAUCGUGUUGCUAGAAUCAGUACUCCAAAUAUGCUCAAUCGAAUCGAUGAAAUGCUUACGGAUAUCCGUGUUCUCAAGUACAUGAAGUCUUUGAUAAAGUUGAUGACGGAUCAUCCACUCGCCCACAUUGUUAAAAAUCCUUCUUGGCUCGAGGCUGUCUCUAGAUGCACAAUCAACAAUCCCGACUAUCAUCGUCUCGAGCAGGCCGCCGCGCUUGGCAUGGGAAAUGCACGUUCGCUGGCAUCGUUAUUUGAUAAAGUAAGCCGGGGACAGCUCGUCAACCAGGCUACGUUGAAUACAAUCAGUAAGCCGUUCGUCAAUGAAAGUGACUUCAUCUUCGACGACACUGUAGCCAAGGGACACGGCUUCUUCCAUUUGCCAAUUAAUAGAGCUGGAGCUCAAUUUGGAUUUGGUCACACUGGACAUGGAUGUCAAAUGGUUAUCACUGAUCUCAAAAAUCGAGUGACCAUAGCCUAUGUCACCAACGGAUUGAAGACCGGACUCUACGAUUUGUGCAGGACGUAUUGGGGACUCCAGUCUUCUGUAUACGAUGUCAUCGAACAAGUUAAUAAUUAA